CCCUAGCUAGUUCGUAGCCACCCAGCCAUUCUUAGACGUGUAGCGCUCGCUUUCUUUCAAUUUAGAUUAGUUUUUAGUUGGAGGGUGAUUUAGGUCAGCUUCUUAUAGACUUUUGUUUAUAAAUAAACAAUAUCGAUCUCUCGUCCAUUUUAUUUGAAAAACCUAACAAGCAAAACAGAGAAAGAGAGAAACACUUGUACACACAGAAUGGGUUGUAUAGAGAUGGAUAAGGAGAGGCUCACGGCUGAGAUGGCCUUUAAGGACUCCUCCUCCGCCGUGAUCAAGAUUCGUCAGCAUUUGCCGGACUUUCUACAGUCCGUUAAGCUCAAAUACGUGAGGUUAGGUUAUGGCUACUCUUGUAACCCUGCUACCAUUCUCAUGUUUCUCAUAAUUGUACCUUUAUUUAUAGCCACACUUGUUCAGUUCACUGGUCUAGAACUAGACCGGGUUUAUGAAUUUUGGAGGACUCAGUCCCUUCAUGAAUUCCACGCGGCCACAAGACUUGCCGGUUCGGCCAUUUUACUCUUUCUUCUUGCUCUCGUUUGGGCUAAACGGUCCAAGCCAGUCUAUCUAGUCGACUUUGCAUGUUACAAACCGGAAGACGAGCGUAAAAUAUCGGUGGAUUCAUUUUUAAAGAUGACUGAAGAUCUCGGGGUUUUUGAGGACGAGACUCUUCGAUUCCAGACACGUAUAUCAACCCGGUCUGGUCUUGGCGAUGAAACAUAUCUUCCGAGAGGAAUAACAUCUAGACCACCGAAUUUGUCCCUGGAAGAAGCUCGGGUCGAGGCCGAAUCGGUCAUGUUUGGUGCACUAGACGAUCUUUUUAGCAAAACCGGAGUUAAACCAAGAGAUAUUGGUAUCCUUAUUGUGAAUUGCAGCUUAUUUAAUCCCACACCGUCUCUAUCUUCCAUGAUAGUGAAUCACUACAAGCUUAGAACGGAUAUCAAGAGUUACAAUCUUGGCGGCAUGGGUUGCAGCGCCGGGCUUAUCUCUAUUGACCUUGCAAAAGACCUACUCAGAGCAAACCCCAAUACAUAUGCAGUUGUGGUAAGCACUGAAAACAUCACUCUUAAUUGGUAUUUCGGUAAUGAUAGGUCAAUGUUAUUAUGCAACUGCAUUUUUCGCAUGGGUGGUGCUGCUGUUCUUCUCUCAAACAAAGCACGAGAUCGUGUCCGGUCCAAGUAUCAGCUGGUCCACACUGUUCGGACCCACAAAGGAGCAGAUGAUAAAAACUACCGAUGUGUUUAUCAGAGAGAGGAUGAUAAAGGAGAUAUUGGGGUGUCCUUAGCUCGUGAAUUAAUGGCAGUAGCUGGUGAUGCAUUAAAAACGAAUAUCACCACAUUGGGUCCUUUAGUUCUGCCUUUAAGUGAACAGUUUAUGUUUUUUGUCGCACUUCUUAGAAGAAAGCUGUUGAAAGCCAGAAUCAAGCCUUAUAUACCUGAUUUCAAACUUGCAUUCGAACAUUUUUGCAUCCAUGCUGGAGGUAGAGCUGUUUUGGACGAGUUACAAAAGAAUCUGCAACUCAGUGACUGGCACAUGGAGCCAUCAAGAAUGAGUUUGUACAGGUUUGGUAACACAUCAAGUAGUUCAUUGUGGUAUGAACUGGCUUACACUGAGGCAAAGGGUCGGGUUGUAGCCGGGGACCGGGUAUGGCAGAUUGCAUUCGGGUCGGGUUUCAAGUGCAACAGUGCUGUUUGGAAAGCACUGAGGGAGAUUCCAGCGGGUGAGUCAAAGGGUAACCCGUGGAAUGACUCGAUUGACUGGUACCCGGUCAAGGUUCCCUCGGCCUGAUUGCUUAUGUGGCAUUGUAUUACUGGAUGUGAUAGUCAUUUGGAUGUUGAUGUGGCAUUGGGAGUCUUCGAUUUUACUCUCUUGUUUUUUUACCUUUUUUGUCUUCUUUGUAUCAGAACACAGCGACAUCGCUGUCAUUUGUCGUGUUAUACAAAUAAUAGUAAUAUAACUAGGUCUCAUGCCCACGCAA
Molecule: messenger RNA, 1981 nt
Organism: Populus nigra (black poplar)
Lineage: Eukaryota; Viridiplantae; Streptophyta; Magnoliopsida; Malpighiales; Salicaceae
Product: 3-ketoacyl-CoA synthase 1
Exons: 1
Coding region: 208-1791 (527 amino acids)
Biological process (GO): fatty acid biosynthetic process
Cellular component (GO): membrane
Molecular function (GO): acyltransferase activity, transferring groups other than amino-acyl groups
Source: RefSeq, a predicted model, not a curated record